AUUUGCCCAGAGCUACACUUAGUCCAGAAACCUGCGCUGCGAGGUGAUCACAGAAGGCACCCAGAACGGACUGGACGAGCAAGGGCGGCUGCGGCAGAACACGGUGGUCUGCGCCGCCUCGGGAUGGAGGUGCUCAACGAGUCCGCCCCCUUCAACUUCUCCCUGCCGCCGGGCUUCGGCACGCGCCCCUCCGACCUGGCGAUGAGCGUCGUCCUGGUGUGCAUGGUGCUCCUCGUGAUGCUCACGGUGGGCUGCACCAUGGAGUUCAGCAAGAUCAAGGCUCACCUCUGGAGGCCGAAGGGGCUGGCUGUCGCCAUGGUCGCCCAGUACGGCAUCAUGCCCCUCACCGCCUUCGCGCUGGGCAAGAUGUUCCGGCUGAACAACAUCGAGGCGCUGGCCAUCCUGAUCUGCGGCUGCUCACCUGGGGGGAACCUAUCCAACAUCUUCAGCCUGGCCGUGAACGGGGACAUGAACCUCAGCAUUGUGAUGACCACCUGCUCCACCUUCUGUGCCCUGGGCCUGAUGCCUCUGCUCUUGUUCCUCUACUCCAGAGGGAUAUACGAGGGGGACCUGAAGGACAAGGUGCCCUACGGAGGCAUCAUGAUAUCACUGGUCACAAUUCUCAUUCCUUGCAGCAUAGGAAUCUUCCUCAGAUCCAAACGGCCACAAUACGUACCCUACAUCAAAAAGGUAGGAAUGACCAUUAUUCUCCUUCUCAGUGUGGCUAUCGCAGUCCUCUCUUUCUUCAACGUGGGCAAGAGCAUCAUGUUUGUCAUGACACCACACCUGCUGGCCACCUCCUCCCUCAUGCCCUGCUUUGGCUUUGUGUUAGGCUACCUUCUCUCUGCUCUCUUCUGCCUCAAUGCACAGUGCAGACGCACUGUCAGCAUGGAGACCGGAUUUCAAAACGUUCAACUCUGUGCUACUAUCCUCAAUGUGACCUUCAGGCCUGAAGUCAUUGGGCCACUUUUCUUUUUCCCGCUCCUCUACAUGAUUUUCCAAGUUGCUGAAGGAUUUCUCAUCAUCGGCAUCUUUCGGUGCUAUAAGAAAAUCAGACCUUCCAAAGAAGAAACAAAAAUGAUCUAUAAAGCUACCCCAACUGAAGAAGCAAUUCCAAAGGCUCUGGAAAACGGCACCCACAAAGAGGAGUAUCCCCAAGCCUAGCCCAUUCCUCAAUGGCCUGGAUUCCACCCAGAUGGCAAGUCAAUAAACCAAUAGAGUAAACAACAGAGCACCAAAUAAGAAAAGAACACCAGGCUUCUGAGUAUUUCUCUGGCACUUCCAGAAAACCUCACUUUCAGCAAACAAAUCAGCAGAAUCAUUAAGUCCUGGUCUGAAGGACAGAGAGGAAAACCUAUGCAAGAAGCCUCACUGAUCCCCAGCUCAGGACUUGGUACUUGUUUGAAAAAUAAGAGACUUGCUCAAUGACUAACAAUUCUCAAGGAGGCAAAUACUUUAAAUCCACCUUUCGCCCCUGAAUCUCUAGAACAGUGCCUUGUAAAGCUUAUAAAAGUCAAUUUCUGGGCUGGGGAUUUAGCUCAGUGGCACAGCGCGUGCCUGGCAAGUGUGAGGUCAUGAGUUUGAUUCCUGGUACCAGGGGGGAAAAAAAAAGUCAAUUUCUGAACCAAUCAAUAAAUGGAUGUUCCACCCAUUCAUCAAGUA
Messenger RNA from Chinchilla lanigera (long-tailed chinchilla), 1662 nucleotides. It is a transcript of the gene Slc10a1, whose product is annotated as solute carrier family 10 (sodium/bile acid cotransporter), member 1. Gene Ontology annotation, molecular function: bile acid:sodium symporter activity. The record is from RefSeq and is a predicted model, not a curated record. Gene Ontology annotation, cellular component: membrane. Bases 124 to 1164 code for a protein of 346 amino acids. NCBI's taxonomy places the organism in Eukaryota, Metazoa, Chordata, Mammalia, Rodentia, Chinchillidae. Gene Ontology annotation, biological process: bile acid and bile salt transport. The transcript has 5 exons.